GGGGAUCGCCUUCUGACCCCGUCCUCUCCCCACGCUCAAUGGUUUGGUUUCCAAUCCACUUUCCACAGGGAUCGUUGAGUGGAGGGAGCCAGGGGAGCAGAGGUGCACCCGUCUGGCCAGCUUGCUGCUUGCACUACAGAACUUGUCCUAGAGGCUAUAAAUAGAAUGUUCUAGAAGAGGUGAACUGCACAGCCCUCAAGAAUCAUGGUGGGAUACUUGCCUCAGGACUUCUACUUUCGUGAGGCCAAGCGGUUGGGAUAUGUAGCGCGCUCUGCAUUCAAAUUGCUGGAGAUUCAACAGAAACACAAGGUAGUGCCACGUGGCGGUGCUGUAUUGGACCUGGGUUGUUGCCCCGGUGCUUGGCUACAGGUGUCGUGCCAAGCGUUGAGUUCAGCCAAGUACGGCGGGCGAGUUCUCGGGGUUGACUUGCAAGCCGUGGCCAAACGAUUGCCAUUCUGUGACGACCGUGUGCAGACGAUCCGCGCAGAUGCGUUUGACAUCACAGCAGCACACCUCCUGCGCAUCUCGCCGAACGGAUUCAACGCUGUGCUUUCGGAUAUGUGCCCCUCCACAUCAGGAGCUUCUUCUGCAGACGUGGCAAGGUCUCUAAGGCUUGCUGCGAUUGCCUUUCAGCUUGCAGUAGGAUCGCAGAAGGGCUUACCCAUUGACGGCGACAAAGUUGGAGCGCGACCUGGAGGAGGAGGCAAUGCUGCAGACACAACCAGUGUUGGAUUAAAUGACAGGGAUGUAUUUAGUAACAAGGCUAUUAGAUUUAAUAACAGGGGUGGAUUUGACAAGAGGGGUGGGUUUGAUGACAGGGCUGGAUUUGAUUACAGGGGUGGAUCUGAUAAGAGGGCUGGGUGUGAUGACAGGGGAAGCUCGGCGGAUACAGCAAAGGGCUCCUGCAGGGAAUUUGACUCUGAGGUGCUGGAGGGAGAAUUUCAUGAUGAUGAAUGCAGUAGUGAUAGGGGGGUGCUGGUACGAAAAGGGCACAUGGUCAUAAAGCUUCUUGAAGGAUCUGGCACGCGAGAGUUUGGAAGACUGUGUCGAGGGGUUUUCGAUUCGAUCACAUGGGUGGGACCGGCAGCUACACGCUCAGCCUCCAGGGAGGUUUACUUAGUAGCCAAAGGGCGGAAGUGGUUGAGAUUGGUAGCCAUGAGUCUGAGUGUCGGGCUGUCUGGUUUCGACAAGCAGCAGUACGUACCGGCGCUGAAGAGCCUUUUGGAAGAUCCACUAUUACAAGAUGUGUCCAAGAAGCCGUCUCUGAAGGAAGUGGAAACUUUGAUCGCUAUGGAGCUCGGAAAUGCGAUGCGGCUCACGAUAAAUCGACUGGAUGGAACAUCGUUUGAAGUGAUGGUCUUGGAUAAUGCGACUGUUGGGGAUCUGAAGAUGGCCAUCGAGAAAGCAUUCAGGGACAACAAGACGCUGAGUAGUCGGCAAUGCCGGAUUUCAUGGCGAUAUCUGUGGGGUCAUUUCUGCCUUUCAGCAGACGGGCAGCGAUUGCUAGAUGACAAGGCACCGCUCCAUAGAUUUGGAAUAACAAAUAUGGCAGUCCUUCAGUUUGCGCACCAUAUCUCCGGCAAGGGGGGAGGGAAACACUCGCGACCAAGGAAGAGGCGGUUCUUUCGUGUUGGGAUUGGAGAAAAAUAAAAACUCACAAGUUCCUGCCCUUCUCAGUGAAUUGAUGUUUAUCGGCCUAUCUUACUUGAGGUCAUCUGUGGCGGUCUCGCACUGUGCGCCAAGCCACCAUAGGCGAGUGGUUUCCGCCAUCACAUCACCCCUUCCAGUGGAGGGAGUGCAGCUUGGGGUGUGGGCGUGGGGGGCAACUCGCCUGGGUUCUUCGUUGCUGCCCAUCGAUCUUCGUAAUCUAUGGUCAGAAAUCAAGAACCGAAAUGACUGGCACCUCAACCUGGGGACAGUUCUCGUCUUUUGCUACGCAGGAUGCUGAUAGUAAUGUGCAAAAGAGAGAAGAUUGGGUGGAAGAGGAAAUUUUGCAAUGUGGAUUGUGGGAGACUCAAAGUUCGAUUGCGAUAGAUGCUAAUAUCUUGGUGCCUGUAGAGAAGAAUUUAAAGUGUUUGCCCCCUGUAGAAGAGAUUGUGGGAUUAUCAUUGAGAUAUAGAUUUUUCCUUGGGUAGCAUGACUUGACGGAAGCUUGUUUUUUCUCGUUCUUGUCACCCCCCCAACCUUCCAAAUGCUUUAGUUUCUGCCCCCUGCAGAAGAGAUUGUGGGAUUAUCACUGAGA
Messenger RNA from Chara braunii, 2242 nucleotides. Lineage: Eukaryota; Viridiplantae; Streptophyta; Charophyceae; Charales; Characeae. The record is from the annotation of a GenBank genome assembly.